This is a messenger RNA of Colletotrichum orchidophilum, 930 nucleotides long. RefSeq names its product metalloprotease. NCBI's taxonomy places the organism in Eukaryota, Fungi, Ascomycota, Sordariomycetes, Glomerellales, Glomerellaceae. The annotation marks the transcript as partial. Gene Ontology annotation, molecular function: metallopeptidase activity. The transcript is spliced from 3 exons. The record is from RefSeq and is a predicted model, not a curated record.
AGCUCUCUUGCCAUCAAGGUUCUCCUUCUCAGCUCGACAUCCCUCUCACCGCUCCUAUCCAACUCGUUUAUUAGCUCUCAGGCCCCCGGCUCACUCAUCAUGCAGGUCAAGCUUGCUCUUGUCGCGGCUCUUGCCGCCUCCGUCUCUGCCGCAGUGACGCCGACGCCGAGAUUCGGUUGUGCUACCGAGGAGCCGUCCGCCGAGCACUUUGAAAUCUCCAAGAAGCUUGCCGAGAACGAGGCCGCCAACGCCGGUAACUUCAGCCUCCUGGCCACCAUCACCGUCCCUACCUAUUUCCACAUCGUGGCCUCCUCCCAGACGGUGGCUAAUGGAUACAUCACUGACAAGAUGGUGUCGGACCAAUUGGCCGUGAUGAACUCCAACUUUGCGCCCCACGGCAUCCAGUUCAACCUCGUCGAGACGACCCGUACCAUUAACUCCGCCUGGGCCGGCUACAGCAGCCAGACGGCCAUGAAGACGGCUCUCCGCAAGGGUGACUACGGCAGUCUGAACUUGUACUUCCUGAGAAGUGUCGGUGGUGCCUUUGGAAUCUGCACGUUCCCUACCAACGCCUCCCCCGGCUCCUCUGCUUUCAUUGCCGACGGCUGCACCAUCCUGUCGUCCACGGUUCCCGGCGGAAGCAGCACCAACUACAACCUCGGAAAGACCGCCACCCACGAGAUUGGUCACUGGUUCGGUCUGUACCACACCUUCCAGGGAGGUUGCAACGGUGGAGACUCCGUUGCGGAUACCCCUGCACAGGCGAGCGCUUCUUCCGGAUGCCCGGUCGGCCGCGACUCUUGCCCCAGCAUCACCGGCCUUGACCCCAUCCACAAUUACAUGGACUACUCCUAUGACUCUUGCUACGAGGAGUUCACCUCUGGCCAGCAGACGCGCAUGCUGAGCUUCUGGAACAACUACCGCGCCUAA